GGUAGGUCAACAUGUCCUGUUGCUCUGUUCUACUAAUCUUCCCCCAGCACACUCGGAGUUGGACCCUGCAGCUGCACACUUAAUUGCACACAAUACUUGCACAGAUCAGCAUAAUCUCUCUUCUCUAGAUUUACCGUUUUGAAAUGCUGAUGGCUUUAAGUUAUGGUAGUCAGCCUAAUCUGCUUCCACAGCAGUACCCUCCUCCUCUACUGCCAAAACCAGGGCGAGACAAUGCCCGUCUGCAGAAACUCCUGAAGAAAAAUGCCAAGAAGAAAGUCGGCUCUUCCUCUCAGACACCCAUCCCAUUCAGGUCCAAUUUGUCGCCAGUCAAUGAGGCCAGCCCUGACCUGGAGCACAGUGACCACUCCACCCCUCCAAGGACUCCAGAAACCCCUCUCUUCAGCAGGACCCUCGACUCUCAAUAUUCCUCCAGCAGCCCGUUCUACCGUCACUCCACCUCCCCAUACUUAUACCCUGCCAACAGCUCACGCUACAGCUCUACGCCCACACUGUCGGCCCAAUCGUACUCUUACCCUGCCCGAUCACUGGAGCACCAGAUAGCACCUCUAUACACAUGCUCAUCUAUCCUUUUUGAUGAUGACUCGGAGCAGGCCACAGACUCUGACCCAGAUACGUCCUUUGAGAUAGCCUUCAGUCAAACCCUUCAGUCCAUUUCCUCAAGAGCAGGGACGACUCAUGGCACAUUCGGUGAACGACAGACCUAUCAAGCCUCAGUACAAAUGCAAGCUCCCCCUUUGGCUCCAGUUCAACCUCCCGCUCCAAAUUUGACAUCGGCCUGUGCGCCGGGUUACCAGACACAGCCUUCCAUCUCUCAGGUUCCAGUGAGCCAAUCCAACAGGGAAGGAUAUAAAAACGUUGCACCUGCACCCAUUACUCACACACAUCUCACACAUAAUCACGUCAUGGAAACAGCUGGGUCACACUUCAAGACUUCCACAAUGGAGAAAAUAGCUGCUUUUCCACAAACAAGGAUUUAUACUCCAAAAACCUCCUUUUAUGAGAUAUCAAAGCCACCUAUUCAGGACUCCUGGACCUGUGGUUCAACGUUUCAAGGAGAAGUACAAUUUAAUGCAAAAAAUCCAGUGAUAGAUGUUAAACAAAAUUCAGGGAUGCUGGCUGAAGCUCAAACACCUUCUAGUCAGAUAAAUACAUAUGUAACCCCAGUUACAGGGGCAAAAAGACCUGUUUUGGAGGCUUCUGCAGAUAAUCAACCCUUAUUUAACUCUACAUUAUCCACCACAACGGUCUCUACAGAAAACCAAAAGGGGCCCAUGCCUCAAAAUCACCGGCUCCAGCCUCCCUUAUCGACUAGUGUAAAAGCUAAAAGUGCAGCUGUUGAUCAUGAUGAUGCCUUGAAAAAAAUUGCCGUGGAUAAAAUAAGGAAUUCCAUUCCAAAUGGUGUUGUGUUCACCACAGGACUCAAACCGUUCAUUUCUAAUGCCUAUUCUGAGGAAUGCUUGACACCAAAGAUUUCUAAAUGUGAAGUUUCCUUAUCCAAGACCCUUGCUGAAGCUAGUAAGUCAAGCUCUAGAGCAUGUGAGGUGCUUACAUCUACAGUUCCACAGGAGUAUCCAAUGACUAAAACUGAAACUUCAGAAACCUGUAUAAUGACACCAGCCAAGGCUGUUCCAACACAUAUAAGUGAGGAGACGUCCAUGCUUGUACUCUCCCGAAACUAUCAAACACCAAGUACGCCUGUAUACUGGUCACCAAGACCACCAGCACGCUUUGUGGGCAACCAGAGGCCAUCACAAAAUGAUACUAACAUCCCGAAACGAAAGUCAAUAUACUACGGUUUGACACCUGCUGAAUAUGCUGCUUAUGGUGGAAUCAAGGUGAAUUCACAUGGUGAUCCAUCUGUAUCUAAGCCUGAAGUACCAGAAGAGUUUAAAAACAUGACAUGUAAGAAUUACAUGUCCAAAUCUCCAACUCAAGAAAAGUUCAGCAUCAUAUCUGAUUUCAAUGCAGAGAAACCCACAGAGGCUUUACAAACUUCAGUGGCUGCGCUGCCCUCACAGAUCUUGAUGACAAACCAAACGAAGGCACAAGUAUCUGACAAAACUGAAAUACAAACUAUCAGCAAUUCCACUUCAGAAAUACCAGUUCAAAUUCUGAAGGAGAAAGAGACAAUCCCUGGAGUAAAACCAAUGCCUCUAGCUUUAAAUCCUGAAGAUACAAUGUACCAUGGGCUUCAAACUACACCUUUAAGAAUGGCCAUAAACCCCACUGCUGUAGCAGAGGCUCCUAGACAACUAAAUUCAGGGUCCACAGACAUCGCCACCCCUCCUUUUACAGCAGAGGGGAAAAAAAUGCCAACCUACCCUUUUCCUCUAGUACAGUCAAAUAUUCCGAACUCAGAUAUAACCGGAUUGUUAACAAAGAAGUUCUUGUCGGUUCAAAAUAUCAGACAGCAAAUGGUGCAGUCAGAGAAUGCACACAGAUCUAUAUAUCCAACAGAAAGCUUUAAUCCUGCAUCAGUGAAAGCAAUGCAAUUACAAGUUUCUACAAAUCAAGAACAGAAAACAAUGUCAUGUUUAUCCAAGUGUUCUUUAGAAACCCAUCAGACUUACUCUGCUGUCACUGACUCUACUACUACUACCGAUCCAGGUAACGAACUCCACAAUAUCAUGAACACCAAAAAUGAAAGCUUCAAUAAACUCACAACAAACUCAACCAAUGUCACAGACUCUAGAAUGCCAUCUGCAGACACCAGAAGUUACACUAAAGUCCCCCCUGAUAUUAAAUCUACAGCCCUCUCAAAGUUGGAGGAAACUCACUCAAGCUCAAGGUUAGGUGCAUCUAUCUUUACAUCCCCCUCAAAGACAGAAAUAUCCAGACCUAGAGCCUCAUGUAUGUCUAAUGCAGACAGUCCUGAUGUUUUGCCCAAAUCAAACAUAUUUAAUCCUCCAACUCCUGCUAAAACAGAUAUAUUUAAUAGUACAAGUCACUCCAAACCAGAGGCAUUUCAACUGGCAAAUACAUUUAAAUCAGAUAUAUCUAAUUCUGUAGUUUACUCUAAAUCAGAAGCAAAUAAAACUGCAGUUUUAAUAAACCCAAAUUCAACACCUUCCUCAUUGAAACCCAUUACUAAAAUCAAUCAAACCCCUGAAGAAACCAAAGGUCAGCAGAUACAGAAACAUGACAUCAAUGUGCAAUCUAUUCCAAGCCCUUCAAACAAAACAAGCAGAUCAUCCAAAGUCCCCUCAGAAGCACAGAUAUUUUCACCUGCACCUAACACUGAAGCCCCAGUCACCCACCUGGCAAUGGAUAAAUCUUCUAAACUAGACAACAGCAAAGAAGGAUUAAUACCUCUAAGCACUAAUAUAAAAGAGCUAAACUCACCUACAGAUUUGGCAUCAGACUUACAGGACUCCAAUAAAACAAAAACUGAUUUCAAAGCUGCAGCUAAAGUUACGGUUGAAUCUAAAUUAAGCAAUUCAACAAUGCAACAAAGAAAUUUAAAAGAAAUGAUCAAACCUUCAAAUAACGUACACCAAGACACCAAAUCAAAUAUGGAAAUUGUGGAAACCAAAUCCGUAAAAUCUGAUACUCAAAAGCCUUUACCGUCUUCAAAUAUGAAGUCUCUUCGAAAAGCUCUAAGUGCAGAAAAUAGUCUUGCCGCCAUGAUUCUCAAAGCUGCCAAAUCUCUACCACUCUCUGCAUCUGAAAGCUCUGCUAAAUCCCAGACACAAGCCAAAGUAUCUCAUUUGGAUGUAAAGCCACAACAUGCUCAGGAUUCAAAAGUUGAUCUUGUCACAGAUGCUAAAGUCAAAGUGUUGAAGUCUGAUACCUCAAAACCUCAAAAGUGUUCAAAAGAUUCAUUAGUAACUGAAAGGCAAAAUGAGGCUGUAGCCACUGAAGAUGGCAAGUUUAAAGAGACUCUCUCUGAACCCACACUAGAUGAUCAGAAGAGACAAAAUGAUGAACCUAUGGGUGCUCAGAAACCCAAAGGCCUGAAGGCCAAGCUCAGUGGCUGGACAAGGCUGAAAAAGCACAUGGUGGUUGAACCUGAAGCCCCCAGUUUUCCAGAGUCUGAGGUGGAUAAAAAUGCUCAGAAAGCAGAUAUAAAAAUAAGUGGUAAAGACAAGUCUGGAGGGGCCAAAGAAGAGUCAUUGGGUGGACAGGAUGUGCUGAAAAAGAAAGAUGAGCCCAGGGCAACAAAAAUGUGGGAUGCUGUACUAUUUCAUAUGUUUGCAACAAAGGAGAACAUUAUGAAUCAGAUACAUAGCAACAAAACUGAGGAUGAGCGGAAAAAAAUAGAGAAUGAUAGUCAGUUAGUCCCAUCCUUUGUCCAUCGCCUGCCCAUCCUUCUCUACAGUCCACGAUUCAAUGCCCGGAAGCUGAAGGAGGCGGCUGCGAAACCUCUAAACAAAAUAGCAACCACCUUUGAAAGAGGGCUGCUGCAUCGCAAACAGAAAGGUGAAGAGCCGAAAGACUUCAACAGAACAGCCAAGGGAUUUGGUGCAUCUACAGGAAAAACAGCAGAUGUUUGAUUGCAUUUCAAAUGUACAGUUGACUUUAACUACAAGUUUAUACAAUUAUGUAGCGUUGUAGUACUGUAAAUUUAUUUCAUGAAAUCAACAACAGCGAGACAAGCAAGCUAUGCACUGCGCUCUGCUGUGAGCAGUGCAGUAAGGGCUGGUCAGCAGAAAUGGAGGCCUAGUGCAUUCCUGCAUUGAGAGGGCGAAUGAUGGGUGCAGCUGUUCGGGAUGUGGCGAGUGAGGAAGUGAGCAAGGGCUGAAAACGUAAUGGUGAGAAUGAUCAAACAAGGAAAGUGGCUCAGAGUGAAGCGUGGCAUCCAGGAGAUGUAUGCUGGGUUUAGGUUUGCUUUACGUCAGCUGAGCUGGGUGGUGCGAGCAGACGUGUUUAGAAUAGAGAGCUUCAGAAUGUGACAUUUUGAGCGGCGUCAAGAGUCCUGCUCAGAAUGAGUUAUGACAUGAUGGUGUUGUUGUUCAUGUACAGUGGGGGCCAAAAUUAUUAGAACACUAUUAUUUUCACCAGUUAAAAAAAUGCUUUUAAGUCAGUUAUUUCUAUGUUUUUCUGCAGUGUGUCAGUAAUAUCAGUUUACAUUUCCAAACAAAAAUUUUACCAUUAAUUGUAAUAAUCCAGUGAGAUUUUUGUUUGCAGAAGGAGCCUGUCAACAGCCAGUGCUCCACACAGAGAUCUAAUCUUAUCAUCAUCCAGGCUGUCUGGAAUGACAUGAAGAAACAGAACAAACUGAGACAGACUAAAUCCAGAAGAACUGUGGCAACGUCUCCAAGAUGCUUCAAGAAACCUACCUGCAAAGCAACAGUCCUGUUAAAAGUUUCAGGCACUUGUGUAAAAAUGCUGUAAAAUAUAGACUAAAAAAAGCAGUUUUUGCCCUAGGUGUACUUGCGCGCAGUUUUGCAGGUAGGUCUCUUUAAGUGUCUUGGAGAUGUUGCCACAGUUCUUCUGGAUUUAGUCUGUCUCAGUUUGUUCUGUUUCUUCAUGUCAUUCCAGACAGACUGAAUGAUAAUCAGAUCAGAUCUCUGUUUGGAGCACUGGCUGUUGUCAGACUCCAAAAAUCUCACUGGAUUAUUACAAUUAAUGGCAAAAUGAAUGUUUGCACUGUAAAAAGUGAUAAGUUGACUUAACUUAAAAAAAUUUAGGAAAUUAUUUACUUAAUAAUUUUAAGGCAAUGGGUUUCCUCAAUUUUUUUAAGUUAAGUCAACUUAUCACUUUUUACAGUGUGGAAAUGUAAACUGAUAUUUCCUACUGUCACACUACAGCAAAUGAUAGAAAAGAGACUUAAUACUAGUGUUCUAAUAAUUUUGGCCACUACUUUGAGGAAAAAGUGGAAAAGUAUAACUAGAACAUGUAGGGAAGACAUUUACAUCUCAAGGUGCUGAUCAUGGAAUAAGACUAAAAUGUACUGUAUGUGAUCCCCACUUUGUGUCAUAAAAACUAGUUUCAGAUGUGUUAUUUUUUAACAUUCUUUCUUUCUUUUUUAAGUUUAAAACCAGUGUUGGAUGUUUUCUUACUGACACAUUUCUAGUGAAAUGUUGCAAGUGAUUUCAUGCUUAUGUAUUCAUUUCUUGUUGAGUGUCAUGAAUACUGAGCACGCUUAGACUGAUAGAUGUCAGGACAGGAGGCAUGUGAAAUUUACAGAAUACUACCUAGGACUGCAGGGGGAACUCUUUAUAAGCUUGUACUUCAGGGAUCUCUGUUGCAAAACCCAAAUGACUGUCAUGUCAUGCCCUUUACUCACUCCACAUGCACAUAGCUCUGAGUAGUUCAACUUUGGCACGGUUCUGAGACCUAGUUCUGUGUAGUAGCACAGAGUUGGCUGCGAAGAUCCUAAAUAAACCCUUCAAACAGAACCAGCACAGAGUGCAUUUGUUAUGCAAGAUAACAGUGAGAAACCACAAUAAAAUAUCUUCAACAAUUAAUCAUCAUACACUGCCCUACCCUGUGCACCCAUAAGGUGUACAUCUAAGUGUGUUUGUUUUUGUAGAUAAGCAGCAAUGUACAGCACAUUAUCAUGUUUUAGUUACUUUGAUAAAGCAUGAACUAUUUCUGUAUAGUAAUGAACAUGCUGAGUUUAUAUUUUGCUAUUUUGAAUAAAAGAUUUUAAUAAAGAAAGUAAAU
Molecule: messenger RNA, 6630 nt
Organism: Onychostoma macrolepis
Lineage: Eukaryota; Metazoa; Chordata; Actinopteri; Cypriniformes; Cyprinidae
Exons: 3
Coding region: 144-4514 (1456 amino acids)
Source: RefSeq, a predicted model, not a curated record